GCUCGAUCAGCAAGUCUGCUCAGUACGCCCUUUCAAAAGCACCUUCUCUACACAGCGACUGGUUUCGCUUGCCCUUCAUUCAACGCACUCUUUCUAUCCCCAGUACCGCUCAUCAAUCACUCGGUCUUUACCACCUGCAACAUCACCCACACCACCCAAAAUGCAAUACAUCCUCCCAGCAACCUUGGCUUUUGCCGUCGCAGCCAAUGCAGUGCCUGCCCAGCACUGGCACUACCCCAAGGGCUUUGGAGGCCCACCAGCGCCUGGUGGCGCUAUCCCAACUGGCGGUGCUUACCCAACUGGCCUCGUUCCUACCGCCACAGGAAUCCUCCCAUGGCCCACCGCACCAUACAGCCCUAUCAAACAAUACCAGAACAAGGGCCGUGCCGAUGACGAUGAGGAGUCCAGCUCGUCUUCUGCCGCGUCCAGCAAGACCAAGUCUAGCAAGAAGGGCAAGUCGUCCUCUGCCACCGCUAGUGUGACCAAGUCGGGCAAUGCUGCGUCGGCCACAGGCGGUGCCUCUUCUGGCAACAGCUCUGCCCCUGCUACCACCGCGGCACCUGCAUCCGGUGGCUCUGGUUCGUCCGGAGGCAAGCUGCCAGCCUCCUCUGGCACAUCCAUCCUUAAGGCCGUCCAGACCAUCGCUGCUGGCGAGUCUUUCGACGGCGGCAUGGUCGCUUUCGACCGUGGCGCUUCCUGCACUGGCCAGACCGAGGGAGGCUCGUCCGACACGGUCUUCCACCUCGAAGAAGGAGCUUCCCUGAGCAACGUCAUCAUCGGUCCUAACCAGAUCGAGGGUGUUCAUUGCUUCGGUAGCUGCACCUUGACCAACGUCUGGUGGUCUGAGGUCUGCGAGGAUGCCUUCACCAUCAAGGAGCAAUCUGCCAGCGGAACCACCACCAUCAACGGCGGUGGUGCCUUCGGAGCUGACGACAAAGUUCUCCAGCACAACGGCGCUGGUACAUUGAAGGUCACAGGCUUUACUACUUCUGACUUCGGAAAGUUGUACAGAUCUUGCGGAAACUGCAAGUCCAUGAGCGAACGCCACAUCAUUCUCGACGACAUCACCGCCUCCGAAGGCUCCUCUCUCGUGGGAAUCAACAGCAACUACGGAGACACCGCCACCCUCACCAACAUCAAAGCAUCCGGCGUGAAAGACAUUUGCGUUGAAUACGAGGGCAACGACAGCGGCAAAGAGCCAACAAAGAAGAGCAGCGGUCCUUCUUCCGCUUGCAUCUACACCGAGUCCGACGUCACUUCGUCUUAGACUUGGUCAAACUGUCCAUCUGAGCUAGUGCGCAGCUGUCUCCUGCCUGCAUGCAUCACCCGUGCAAGCGAGUGAGCUGCUCACCUGGAUCACAAACCAGACUAGAAAUAGAGAGAGCUCCCAGGUCUCUCUAAAUGUAAUAGGACAGAUGAAAUGACACGAAGACAACAUCACGUUGUCCGCAUUCAUUUACACCACCGAUUUCCAUUAUCCAUUGCAAGUCUCUCUAACGAUGCUAUAAUUUAUGGAGCCGUCAUUCCCGUUCAGCCGUGAGGCCAUAGAUGCGUCUUGAAUACCAUCACACACACUCCCCAAAUGCUUGCUCCUCGGAAACUUGCCAAACAAAGGGCAAAUUCUGGGCAAAUGAUCGCUCGAACGCUAAAUGACAAUGAACAAAAAUUCUCAACAAAUGCUUACAGGUCCAGCCUUCGUAAAUCAUCAA
This is a messenger RNA of Cercospora beticola, 1709 nucleotides long. RefSeq names its product pectate lyase. The record is from RefSeq and is a predicted model, not a curated record. Gene Ontology annotation, cellular component: extracellular region. Gene Ontology annotation, molecular function: pectate lyase activity. Gene Ontology annotation, biological process: pectin catabolic process. NCBI's taxonomy places the organism in Eukaryota, Fungi, Ascomycota, Dothideomycetes, Mycosphaerellales, Mycosphaerellaceae.